AUGCACACUUUCCCCAUUCUUGCCUCCAUUCUGGCUCUCGCAGCCUCGAUCUCCGCAGCCGCGGUCCCUAGUCAUCGCUACGUACAACUGCGUCUAUGGGGCCAGCCUCACUGCGACACCCUCAAUUUGGGAGAAAGUGGCAUCUACGGAGAUCAAACUGCCCAGUGCAAUGAAUUGGAUCCGAGUAAUACAGUUCGAUCGGUGAAUGUGGAGAGACUCGAUGCUGGAUGUGUUCUUUAUUUCUACAGUGACCUCAAGUGUGCUCUUGGUGAGCAUGAAAUUACUUCUUCGGGAUGUGUUUCUGGGGAUGCAUCCUAUGGUAGCUAUAAGCUUUUCUGUGAUGUUUAG
Messenger RNA from Penicillium oxalicum, 348 nucleotides. RefSeq lists its product as uncharacterized. The coding region runs from base 1 to 348 and encodes 115 amino acids. The transcript is spliced from 2 exons. The record is from RefSeq and is a predicted model, not a curated record. Lineage: Eukaryota; Fungi; Ascomycota; Eurotiomycetes; Eurotiales; Aspergillaceae.